Zeugodacus cucurbitae (melon fly) is the source of this 3447-nucleotide messenger RNA. RefSeq names its product methionine--tRNA ligase, cytoplasmic (gene MetRS). The coding region runs from base 96 to 2993 and encodes 965 amino acids. Gene Ontology annotation, cellular component: cytosol; aminoacyl-tRNA synthetase multienzyme complex. Gene Ontology annotation, molecular function: methionine-tRNA ligase activity; ATP binding. Lineage: Eukaryota; Metazoa; Arthropoda; Insecta; Diptera; Tephritidae. The record is from RefSeq and is a predicted model, not a curated record. The transcript has 9 exons. Gene Ontology annotation, biological process: methionyl-tRNA aminoacylation.
CAAAAUUCAAUUCAAUUGGUAUCUGUCAUCGAAGAACUAUCGCGUGUUUGUGCGAUUUUAGAUAUUAGAAUUUGGUGGUGGAUAAAAUACCAAAUAUGAAAAUUUUUACCAACGAAGGAAAUCCAUUUGGAUUAAAAUUGCAAUUGUUGGCGAAAUUUGCUAAUAAACAAGUGGAAGUGGUUAAAGUCACGUUAAAUGACCCUGCCUGCAAAGAUUAUUUGGUUUUGCCAACAGUGGAGCUGGAAAAUGGUUUGAAAUUGUUUUCUACAGAUGCUGUAGCACACUUUCUAUUUCCGGAUGAAGGUGCCCUUCGCGACGAGUGGUUGGAAUGGUCUACGGUUAAGUUGGCACCGGCUUUGGCACAACAUUUAUCCGUCGGUCAUCGUGCAAAUCCUGACGCUCUGCCUGUGCUAAAUAUACUAGUUAGAAAAUUAGAUGAUCGUUUGGCAGAGUCAGCUUUUCUAACGGGCGAUAAAGUAAGCGCAGCAGAUAUCGCUGUCUGGUCGUUGUUAGCCCCCGAUGGCACAUUGAAAGGUGCCCAGAAUAUCGAGCAUCUUAAGGCUUGGUAUCGAAAAAUGACUGCCUUACCUGAAAUUCAAGCGGUGCUGGCAGAAACUCCAUUAGCCGGCCUAACAUUCACAUCUUUGCAAAAUUCCAACCGUUAUGGUGGUCUAAACCACGUUCCAGUUCGUGUCCAUACAGAAUCUGAGUCGGAGAAGUUAUUAGCGGAAGCAACCGGAAGUUUGGCAGAUACAGUCACGGAAGAUGAGUUGGCGAAUGCUCAAAACAGCUUUGUACCAGUAUCUGUGCCGCAACGUGUUGAACCGCGCACCGUUUUGCCGAAAGCGGGUGAACGUAACAUUUUAAUAACCUCUGCGUUACCUUAUGUUAAUAAUGUGCCACAUUUGGGCAACAUUAUCGGCUGUGUGUUGUCUGCAGAUAUUUUUGCUCGAUAUUCCCGCGCAGCUGGUUACAAUACUCUUUUGAUAUGUGGUACUGACGAGUACGGCACGGCAACGGAAAACAAGGCGCUUGCGGAGAACCUUACACCAAAGCAAAUAUGUGACAAAUACUUUGAGCUGCAUAACUCUAUUUAUCGCUGGUUCGGCAUCGGAUUUGAUUUCUUUGGUCGUACGUCAUCGCAGCAUCAAACUGAAAUUGUGCAAGAAGCAUUUCAUGACGUGUACAACAACGGCUACAUAUUCACUGAGAGCGUCGAGCAGCUACUUUGUGUAAAAUGUGAUCGUUUUCUCGCGGAUCGCUUCGUAGAGGGCACCUGUCCUCAUCCUGGUUGCGGUUAUGAAGAUGCACGUGGCGAUCAGUGCGACAAGUGUGGCAAACUGGUUAACGCCACCGAACUAAUUCGCCCACGUUGCAAAAUCUGUAACAGCGCCCCUGUAUUGCGGUCCUCUGACCAACUCUUCCUUGACUUGCCAAAGGUUGAAUCACAACUGCGUGUUUGGAUGGAGGGCUCCGAGAUGGGCUGGACGAACAAUGCGCGCGUUAUUGCUCGUUCUUGGCUACGUGAAGGUCUCAAACCGCGCUGUAUUACACGUGAUCUGAAAUGGGGUAUACCCGUGCCACUUGCUGGCUUCGAAAAGAAAGUAUUCUAUGUGUGGUUCGAUGCUCCAUACGGUUACAUCUCAAUGACCAAGAAUUACACCAGCGAAUACAAACAGUGGUGGAUACCGUCGAAGGAUGUAAAAGUGGAGCUCUUCCAGUUCAUGGCCAAAGACAACGUUCCUUUCCAUUCCGUGGUAUUCCCGUCUGCGCUAUUGGCGACUAACAAGGGCCACACUAUGGUAACGAAUAUUAUGGCGACAGAGUAUUUGAACUACGAAGAUGGCAAAUUCAGUAAGAGCCGUGGUAUCGGAGUGUUUGGCAACGAUGCUCAGGAAACUGGCAUUCCUGCUGAUAUUUGGCGUUUCUAUCUAGCCUCGGCACGUCCCGAAGGUCAAGACUCCAGCUUCAGUUGGAAUGACUUGGGUGCGCGUAAUAAUUCCGAUUUGCUAAACAAUUUGGGUAAUUUCGUGAAUCGUGCCUUAGUCUUCUGUGAAAAGAACUUCAAUUGCGUCGUGCCCACCAUGACGCUGACUAAGGAUGACCUCAUUCUGUUGGCGCUCAUCAACCGCGAAGUACGUGGCUACAUAAACUCACUUGAAAAGGCUAAAUUGCGCGACGGCAUACGCCAUUUGCUCUCGAUCUCGCGUCACGGCAACGGUUACAUGCAAUCCCAACAGCCAUGGGUACUGCUGAAGGGCACCGAUGAGCAGAAGGCACGCGCUGCCACCAUCAUUGGCGUUUGCGCCAAUAUCGCAGCGCUGCUGGCCAAUCUGAUUUUGCCAUACAUGCCCACAAUUGCACGCACGCUAUUCGCUCAGUUGAAUGCCAAGCCGACACAACUAAAUCCAGAAAAACCAUUUAUCAACAUUCUGCUGCCGUCUGGCCAUAAGAUUGGCAAACCAGCACCGCUGUUCACUAAAUUGGAGCAGAGCUUUAUCGAAGAGCUUAAAAUGAAGUUUGGCGGUGUGCAGGACCAAACAAAUGGCAAUCAAGCGGCAACGGCAACAAGCGAUACAAGCAAGCCCUCACCCCUCGCAAAUGGCACACAAUCGGUGGCUCAGUUGGAGGAAGCCGUGCGUUUGCAGGGCGAAAAGGUGCGCCAAUUGAAAGCGUCAACGAAAGACAAAGCAGUUUGGCAGCCAGAAGUGAAUGUUUUGCUCGAUCUCAAAAAGAAAUUAGCUGCCGCUCAAGCAGCGCCUCCAACUGCGGCACCGGCUGCGGCGACGCCUGUAGCCAGUGACGGAAAAGUUAAGGAACUGGAGCAACGUAUCACACAGCAGGGCGAGAAGGUGCGCCAAUUGAAGGCGAGCGGUGAUGCCAGCGUAUGGAAACCGGAAGUGGAAGUGUUGCUGCAACUGAAAAAGGAACUUGCCACACUCACCGGCGCACCCCAGCCGGCGGCUCAGGGUAAAAAUAAAAAGAAGAAGUAGACGAUGCCAAGUGUAAUGACAUAAUCCAGCAUCACCAUGCAAUCAAGCAUUCUAUCGUUUUUUACAUACGCAUAUUUGAAUGUGUAACUGAUUUCCUGGAAAAAUGUUACACUCUGUUGCUCAUCUCAAAAUAUUACUUGUAAGCAUUAUUUGACUGUAACCUCAUUUCAAUUACGCUUGUAGCUGAAGGCUUAUUCAACUCAAAUGGUUGCUUUCCCUUGAUAUUCUUAAUUUUAUUACUAAUUAAUUUAUUUUAUUGUGUUGGUUACGCGAAGUAUUUGAUUUAAUUAAAUAUUGGCAAGUAGCAUAUUUUACACACCACAUUAACCCCAAAAAACUAAAAACUAAAAAAUAAUAUUUAAACUUUACAUGGCUUGAUUACUCACAGAAAGUAUUGUAUUACUCUUUGUCUAUGAAAAUGAAUUCAAUAAAUUUGGUAAGACAUUGCAUUAAA